CGAGAGGGCCAGCUUCCGAGUCGCCGAGGUCCGAACCGGCCCAACCUUCACCGGCGACCUGAUGCAAAACAUAUAUAUCGGCUUGUGUAUGUGUGUGGUGAUACAGGUGGGGGGUUCUGCCGACGUUCGGCGGGCCAUAAUCUCAUACCCAGUGACAGGCGGGAUUUAUCGGGCUAUGGAGCCUAUUUUGCUGGGAUGGGUAGGCGAGGAGGGAGGGGGGAGGGGGGGACGGCAGGGUGAUGUCGUUUCCGUUGCGUCAGGGCAACCCCUCCAUUGUGCCCCUCGCUCGCUCGCGGUGCUCUCCGCUCCCCACAGGUGUAAAUAAAAUCACUCUUCUUCUUCUUGCGCCUUUGCCGAUAAUACUAUAUAAUCCUCUCGCAACACACGCCCCGAACUUGCCCGACACUCAUAUAUAGUUCGUUCUACUAGACAUCUCUACACGCAUACACGCAAAUCGAUAAACAACAGAAGAAAUGUCUCUUAGCAACAAACUCGGUAUGCUGAUGGAUGAUGGGAUGGGAUGGGA
Molecule: messenger RNA, 526 nt
Organism: Tricharina praecox
Lineage: Eukaryota; Fungi; Ascomycota; Pezizomycetes; Pezizales; Pyronemataceae
Exons: 1
Coding region: 62-325 (87 amino acids)
Source: RefSeq, a predicted model, not a curated record